Messenger RNA from Bactrocera oleae (olive fruit fly), 2592 nucleotides. Its product is annotated as dynein axonemal intermediate chain 4. Gene Ontology annotation, cellular component: axonemal dynein complex. Gene Ontology annotation, biological process: cilium movement. The record is from RefSeq and is a predicted model, not a curated record. Lineage: Eukaryota; Metazoa; Arthropoda; Insecta; Diptera; Tephritidae. Gene Ontology annotation, molecular function: dynein light chain binding; dynein heavy chain binding.
CUUUCUUCAUUCAGUUUUUGUUUUUUCGUGUCGCGUGUAUAUUUUUUUCAGGGGACUUGAAAUAAAUAAAAUAUAUAUAUAUAUUUUUUUUUUGUUUUACAAGAUAUAUAUUUAAAUAGAAGUAUACAUUUAUUUUCUGGAGCAUUUAGUAAAUAAUAUUUGCAAAUAUUUUGGAGGAUUAAUUAAAAAUGGCAGCUAUUGUCGAUGACUCCAAACGAACCAAGAUGACUAAGGUAAGCACACGAAUAACACGUAUGCCCUACAGGCAACUUUACGAUACUGAAAUUGACGAGAUGAUUAGCGUGCGACAGACUCUUAAGGUGCACAACGAUGAACUCGUUGACGUAACACCUAAACUAUUGAAAGUGGACAAUGCUAAAGAGCGCAAAUAUAAAAUAUUAAAUGAAACGUUAAAGACUGAUUUGUGUCCAACGGAUUCGUCAACACGCGGCAGUUUAAUGAGCCGACAAAGUGUGGCGAGCCAUUCCAGCACGCAGAAAAUUAAGUUGGGUGGUCUACGCUUGUCCUUAGAUGACGUUAUAAAUAAUGUCGGUAGUUUACAAAACGUCCUGACGAGCAACGAACAGGAGGAGGAACCUGUAUUCUAUGCACAACGAAGUGAACAUAAAUAUCCCUUCAUAAAAAUUGUGUUACAGAAAAGCCCCAUAUUUUUACUGUAUGAAUCUGAAAGUUUCACCGUACCGAAAGGUACAAUACUGGCAGAUCUUGUUGAAGAGGAUAAUAAAAUUUAUGAUUAUUUGACCAUCGGGCGUGGUAAUGUACGUAGGCGUAGUGAAGCUGAGACCCAAACUAUAAAUGCGGUAAUGAAAACCCGUUAUGUUAAUACCAAUAAUCGUGAUCCGGAGGAAAAGGGCACAUAUGUGUCCUUUUAUGAGAUGUACGAUACGUAUAAAGGGUUGCUCAAACACGAUAAGGACGAAGCGGGUCGCAAGAAAAGCCAGAGUGUGAGCAAAAUGAACGAUAUACAGUAUAAUGCGGAGCUAGCUCAGCUAAAGGAGAACUCACGCUUUAAAUUUGCCACCAUGAUUAUGGAGCGCAUAUUAGCGGGGAAUGUGUACCAGAAGAGUCAGCUAAGUUUUCGUAAUUUUCUUCAACCUAGUAAAUCGGAUAAUGUCGCGGAGUACCGUUACAAACCCGAGGUGAUAUUCACAUUGCAUGCGCCUAAGUUUGGCGCCCACCAUGUGUCGGGUAUAAACCGUAAGGCUGUCUCGGAUAUCAGUUUUUGCUAUGGCAAUGGUGAUAUUAUAGCUGUGGCCUAUGGUCUCUUCUCGUAUUCGGCCUUAAUAACCGUAUCCACGGGCGAUGUAUGCAUUUGGAGCAUUAAAAAUCCAGAGAAUCCCGAACUCAGUUAUCGCUAUAACAUACCGGUGACAUCGGUUGAAUUCUCCCCAUUUUUACCAUUUCUACUAGCCAUCGGCAUGAUGGAUGGUACAGUUGAGGUGCGAAACAUAACCAGACCCAAUGAUCCACCCAUUGCGGUUUCACAACGCAGCACAUCACUAAAUGGCGAUCCGGUAAUCGCAUUGAAGUGGAUCAAACAGCCACAGGACAAGUAUGACAUUGAUCCGAUAUUGGCGCUUUCAUCUAACGGUUCUGUCUGGAAGUAUUACAUUAUACAUAGUCCAUAUCUGUUGGGCUUCAAACAGAUGGUGUUGUAUCGAGUUGAUGGACAACCUGAGGGUUUGCAGAUCAAACAAACUCCGAAUACCGUUGAACUCUUUGCGAACAGACGUCCGCUGGGACUAAAUAUCACAUUGCAUCCGCAAUUAAGAGAUAUUUACUUUAUGCUCACCGAUGAGGGUUGUGUGUACAAGUGCUCGACCAAUACGACGCAUACAUACUUGGAUAUUUGGCAGACCCAUGAGGGGUCAGUUAAUUGCAUGGAUUUUUCUCCGUGGUCGCCGAAGCUGUUCCUAACUUGUGGUAAUGAUUGGUGCAUACGAAUCUGGAUGGAUGGAAUCUUAAAACCCCUAAUUACGUUGAAAUAUAAAAUGAAGCCGAUUUAUUCGGCUCAAUGGAGCCGAUCACACUCAACCGUCAUUAUUGCCACCAAUCGAGCCUCACUGGAUGUUUGGGAUAUCCAUCGCAAUAUAUUGACACCAGUUUCACGCACAAAACUAAGCAAAUCCUUCAAUACGAUGUUUGAGCAUAGUCUAUGUGGUCGCAGUUUGGCAGUAGGUAAUGAACAAGGCGACGUCCAUAUUUGUUCGUUGAUAAAAAUGCCAUUCCAGCCACACUUUCAAUACGAACAGUUGCGUCGGUCUCUGUUCAAUGCAAUUUCAACGUCUGCAGAUCUAAUAAUCGAGCUGAAUAAUGUCGGCUUUUUCGGAUAUCCAGGGAAGGGUUUUCGGGAAGAAAAAUGAGCAAAUAUCAAAUUCAAUUAAAAUUUUUUGGCAGUGUAUUUAAAUGGUAAAGUAACUGUAAAUUAACUGAGUGUAGAAUGAGUAAGGUCGAUACGGAUAGUGCUAAUGUAAAUGGUAGCGAUAAUUAUUGUUAGAAAUGUACAAACAUUCGAAAUUGCUGUAUUAUCUUAGUAAUAAUGAAUAGCAUAAUAAAGAUAGUCAUGUAAGU